CAGAGCGUCAGCUCCAGUUGCCAGCCACACAGAAGAAAGAGGUGCACAACCUUAACGAUACUAGAGUUCAGUCAUCUUAAUUUUUUUUUACAAUUAUUGUUGUUUAAAUUGACAUAUCCACUACGCGCCUGGGCCAGUCUACCAGCACACUUUACACCCGCUCUGGCACACUCGCAACCCGAAAUGAGUGGCAGCGGGCGGCCCAGGGCUAGCUCAUUUGCUGAGCCUCCCGGGGUUCCGGGUGCCGCUGCAGCCGCCGUCGGAUCAGCCGUCGCCGGUGGAAGCUCUUCAGGAAAGUCGGGGGGCGUGCAGGCCUCUGGCGGGAGUUCGUCUAGUUUCGGAAACUUAAAGCUGGGCAGGGAUAGUGGGAAGGUGACAACAGUUGUAGCCACACCAGGGCAGGGUCCUGACCGCCCUCAAGAAGUCUCAUACACAGACAUCAAGGUGAUCGGCAAUGGUUCAUUUGGGGUAGUGUACCAAGCUCGACUUAUCGAUAGCCAGGAGAUGGUGGCCAUAAAGAAGGUGCUUCAGGAUAAGAGGUUUAAGAACCGUGAGCUACAAAUAAUGAGGAAGUUGGACCACUGUAAUAUUGUCAGGCUACGCUACUUCUUUUACUCCAGUGGAGAAAAGAAAGACGAAGUGUAUCUAAAUCUGGUGCUUGAUUUUGUACCAGAAACUGUGUACAGGGUGGCACGCCACUUCAACAAGUCCAAGACCACCAUCCCCAUUAUCUAUGUCAAAGUAUAUAUGUAUCAGUUAUUUCGCAGCUUGGCGUAUAUUCAUUCCCAAGGUGUCUGUCACAGAGACAUCAAACCUCAGAAUCUGCUGGUGGAUCCAGACACCGCUGUACUCAAACUGUGUGACUUUGGCAGCGCGAAGCAGUUAGUUCGUGGUGAGCCCAACGUGUCAUACAUCUGUUCUCGGUAUUACCGUGCUCCUGAACUUAUAUUUGGAGCCACAGAUUACACAUCCAACAUCGAUAUCUGGUCAGCCGGCUGUGUGUUAGCUGAGCUGCUGCUGGGGCAGCCCAUAUUCCCUGGUGACAGUGGUGUGGACCAGCUAGUAGAGAUCAUCAAGGUUUUGGGGACUCCCACAAGAGAACAGAUUCGUGAGAUGAACCCCAACUACACAGAGUUUAAAUUCCCACAGAUCAAAGCACACCCUUGGACAAAGGUGUUUAAGCCGAGGACGCCUCCUGAAGCCAUCUCAUUGUGUUCUCGUCUGUUGGAGUACACGCCAGUGACUCGGCUCUCACCGCUGGAGGCUUGUGCACAUGCCUUCUUUGAUGAGCUACGCCAGCCGAAUGCCCGUCUGCCUAAUGGCCGAGAACUUCCCCAACUCUUCAACUUCAGCCCUGUGGAGCUGUCUAUCCAACCACAGUUGAACUCCAUUCUCAUUCCUCCCCAUGCUCGCUCACAGACAUCACCUGCUUCACACGAGGGCAGCAGUUCAGAUGGUCCAGCACAGUCCAGCUCAGCACCGGGACCCCUGAGCAACAACACCUAAAUUUUCCUUGGCAUUACUGCUGUUACCACCCCUCUCUCCUCGUCCCUUCUUUCUCAUUCCUGUCUCCUUCCCAACAACAGCUCCAAACAGUCUCUCUUUUACUCUCUCUCGCUCACACACACACACACACACACACACACACACACACACACACACACACACACACACACACACGUCACCUUGUGUUGUGCAGUCAUGUUCUCCUGUCAUUGUCCAUGUGUGUAAUGCCCAAAUUCAAUCAUCAGAGGAGAUAAUGAGGUUGACUAAAUUCAGUAUGCCACUCAGCUCAUGACUCUUAAAUCUGUUUCUACUGUUAGCAGAUAAUUGUGAUCACAUUCAUUAUCUUUAAGUUUGAAGACUGGGAAUGGCUUGUUAGGGCAUCACUGCCCCCUAGGGGCAGGAAGAGAACUGCGCAGUUUCUGCUUUUUCUGCCUUUGUGUAAACCAUACAUUUAAUGACAUUUUAAACAAUUGAUAUUCAAUAUUGUGCUAGUUUAAUCCUUUAAAUUUGUUUUUGCUCUUAAAAUUAGCAUUUUAGAUUUCUUUAUGCGUUCUUGAACAAAAGCAAGGACUGCAUUUUAUGAAGCAGUGAGUGUUUGUGAAAACAAAGAAAUGAGCAAAGAAUGAGUUGUGUCUUAAUACUUGUGUAUGUCAGCUGGUGUUUUAAGUAAUCAUUGCACACACGGUUUUGUUUUAAUUUUUUUAAGGAGGUAGUUGCUGAAGCUGAGACAGGGUUAUCUGUUUUGUUUUUAGAUUCAAAAUAAAACUUGAUACUCACUUUUACUCAUAUUUUUGUGCAUGUGCACAUUCAGAAAUAGACACACACGUACACUGAGGUGAAUUCCAUCAGUAGUUAUGUUAGCCAUUCUAUUUUGUUACAAUUCUAUAUAAUGGAAUUGUGUAUGUGAGUGUGUUUGUGCACAUUGCUGUGCCGAUGUCUGUAUAAGAGUGUUUGUGGAACAUUCGUAAAUCGAUAAACCCAUACACUUACACGGAGAGAUGGAUAUCAUUCAUCCCACUUACAGGUCUGAAUCAGAAACACUUAGCAAAUGAUACUUUUAAAAAUGGAGCUGUUUGUUUUACCUCUCUUCUAUCCCACCUCCUCUUCCUCUUCUCUCAUUGCUAAUAUGUAAAUGCCAUGCACCUUUUAUUUUGUUAUUUUUUUAUUGUUAUUUGGUUGUCCUUGUAAUUAGGUUUUAUCCCUAGUGUAGUAGUGCUGGUAAGAGCAAAAACCAGCCUUUCUAUGCCUCUCUUUCUCUCUCUCGCUCUCUCUCUCUCUCUUUCUCCUUCCCUUGCUCUAUCCCUUCACCAUACAACUGUAUAUAACAUUUCAUCCAGACUCUCCCUGUGUCUAGGGAGAAAGACAAAACUGAACAAAAUUUUGUUUUUAUCUGAUAUCUCAGUCUCUUUCUCUUACUCUCUCUCCUUACCCCCCUGCCUGCCCUUCCCCUCUCCUCAUCAGUGUUUGUUCUGAUCCUUUUUAUUUAUUGUAUUGCUGUCUGAUUCUUUUUUUUUUUUUUACAAUCUGAUGGGGGGGAGGGGUUUUAUUUGUUGUGUAAUUGGUGUAAUGUUCAUACCUCAAGCUCUGGAAUAUUGUCUGCUAGAAUGUUCUGGAAAGGGUCAGGUUCACACUACCACACACAGGCUGCUCGGCCCAUCAGUGAAAUGAUAACGGUUAAAGGGAGAGAGAGGGAGAGAUAAACUAUGUUUUUAUUUGUUGGUAUAAAUAAUAAACUCAUUAAUAAAGUUACAAAAUCAUCUCUGGGGUAAAUUGUUUAUACUUUGUGGUAGAAUUCUACAUGUCUAUUUAAUGACAUGUUAAUAAACAUUACAUGAGUUUACAAAUACACUUUCAAGAUUCUAAUAUUAAGUGUUGCAUGCUGAGGCAAUAAACAUGAUUACUAUUUUCUAUACUAGGUAUUUAGCUUAAACCCCAAGUAUGUAAAUUUGGCAUGUUGCCAGUCCAACAACGUUUUUGCUCUAGACACGAAUGAUAACUCAUGUCAUGUUGCUUGUUGAGGACAGGUAUGCUAUUACUUUGCCAAGUGAUCAAAUAUAAGUUGGGGCUAGAAUAUACUUUGGGUUGGACUCUGCAUUUUCUCUUAUCGAACCAUCUACUGAAUUCAACUAGGCGUUGAAAGUUACUUUGAGUGUUUUGUCAGGGGGAGACUAAAUGCUUGCUAAAAUACUUUCUGGUCACUUGGGUUUCAGGCAUAUUUUUGACAUGUUUUUGAUACCCCAGUGUGUGGAGUUUAAAAAUUGAAUUGCUUUGUAUUCUUAACACAUUGUUUCAGAGACUGAAACUUCAAUGAAUGUUUGCUGAUUUUCAAUCAACUUUAAAUGUGCAUUUAGACUUAUCACAAUGCACUAAAAAAGAAAAGUCAUUCUGUUGUCUUAUACAUGCACUGAUUAGGUAUUACAGUUUUUAAAAUACUUCAGAUUAAAGGGUUGAGAUGAAAAAACAAGCACAUUGUGUUGAUUUGACCUUAUAAUUGUUAUAUUUUUGUGGUCUUGCUGACUGCAUUAAUUUCUAUUCAUUUUCUGGUUCUACAGUUCCAUCUUUCAUUUAAAAAAGUAAACCCUAAUUGUUUUUUUGCCCAUGUUAAACUCAAAGUUAUCUACUGUUAGUUUUGAUUACAAACCUCUUUAUUUUGUGCUUACAAUUAAAAUAUUUUUAUUUGUUUGUUGCAUAUCUGUCUAAAGUUGAUUUAGCUAUAUGAUGUACAUCGUUCAAACAAUUUGUGGCCACAAUUUCAUUUAAUCUAUUAGACCUUACUUUUUUCAUUAGAUGAAAUGGAAACCUCAGUCCAAAUCCUUUGCCAGAAAUGGUAUUAUUCCAUGGGGUGUUUUUGUUUCACAGGACAUGCAGUCAGAUGUGUGGUCACCUCUCGACUCUGACUGGCGCUUCAAGCAACCUCCUCCCUCUGUAGUCUC
Xyrauchen texanus (razorback sucker) is the source of this 4439-nucleotide messenger RNA. RefSeq names its product glycogen synthase kinase-3 beta-like. Bases 184 to 1506 code for a protein of 440 amino acids. The transcript is spliced from 10 exons. Gene Ontology annotation, molecular function: protein serine/threonine kinase activity; ATP binding. The record is from RefSeq and is a predicted model, not a curated record. Lineage: Eukaryota; Metazoa; Chordata; Actinopteri; Cypriniformes; Catostomidae. Gene Ontology annotation, biological process: regulation of neuron projection development; negative regulation of TOR signaling; negative regulation of canonical Wnt signaling pathway. Gene Ontology annotation, cellular component: axon; cytosol; cytoplasm.